AGGAUUAACAGUCGAAAUUGUGGAUUUGAGUCUAUUCGAGAAAGUCGGCCGACUGCGGUGUUAGUGGUUCUUUUGUGGAUAUUCUUCUAGUCAAAUCAUGACGUCUGCUACGGGAUCCCAAGUUCUUCCUAUCCGUUUCCAGGAGCAUCUACAGCUCACAAGUGCUGGGAUCAACCCAAAUAAUAUAACUUUCAACAACCUAACGAUGGAGUCGGAUAAGUUCAUCUGCGUCAGAGAGAAGAUGGGAGAAACGAACCAGGUUGUCAUUUUAGACAUGGCUGAUCCCACGAACCCGACCAGGCGACCGAUUUCCGCGGAUUCUGCCAUCAUGAAUCCUGCCUCAAAAGUCAUCGCUUUGAAAGCCCAGAAGAUGCUCCAGAUAUUCAACAUCGAGAUCAAAGCCAAAAUGAAGGCGCAUAACAUGACCGAGGAGGUGACAUUUUGGAAAUGGAUAUCUUUGAACUCCAUUGCUUUGGUGACAGAAAAGGCUGUUUAUCAUUGGGCCAUGGAAGGAGACUCAACGCCGCAAAAGAUGUUUGACAGGCAUCCGAGCCUGAACGGAUGUCAGAUCAUCAACUAUCGCACUGAUCUAAAACAAAAUUGGCUAUUGCUGAUUGGGAUAUCAGCGCAGCAGAACCGUGUUGUUGGAUACAUGCAGUUGUACAGCGUGGAAAGGAAAGUCAGCCAGCCGAUCGAAGGCCACGCCGCAUCCUUCACACAAUUCAAGAUGGAUGGAAAUCCAGAGCCAUCGACGUUAUUCUGCUUUGCCGUCCGCUCGCAAGCUGGUGGAAAGUUGCACAUCAUUGAAGUUGGACAACCGGCUGCCGGUAACCAAGCUUUUCCAAAGAAGCAGGUGGAUGUAUUUUUUCCGCCGGAAGCGCUGAACGAUUUCCCGGUUGCCAUGCAAGUGAGCAGCAAAUACGAUGUCAUCUACCUGAUUACCAAGUACGGUUAUAUCCACGUGUAUGACAUCGAGAGUGGCGUUUGCAUCUACAUGAACCGUAUAUCAAGCGAUACGAUCUUUGUCACCUGUCCACAUGAAUCGACUGGUGGUAUCAUUGGCGUUAAUCGCAAGGGCCAAGUUUUGUCAGUGACGAUUGAUGAAGAAAACGUGGUGCCUUACGUUACGAGUGUGCUGCAAAACCCGGACCUUGCCCUACGCAUCGCGGUGCGCAACAAUCUGGCUGGUGCUGAAGAAUUGUUCGUGCGGCGCUUCAAUUCUCUUUUUGCUGCGGGUCAGUAUGCCGAAGCAGCGAAAGUAGCGGCUUCCGCGCCGAAGGGCGUGCUGCGCACACCAGCCAUCAUUGCGCGCUUCCAAACUGUGCCCACACAACCUGGCCAGACUUCUCCACAACUGCAGUAUUUUUCAAUCCUUCUCGAUCAAAGCAAGCUCAACAAGUUCGAAUCCCUGGAACUCUGUCGACCUGUCCUGGGCCAGGGAAAAAAGCAACUUGUGGAAAAGUGGCUGAAAGAAGAGAAGCUGGAAUGCAGCGAAGAGCUUGGUGAUCUGGUGAAGCAGUCAGACCCGACGCUGGCCCUCAGCGUUUAUCUCCGUGCAAAUGUUCCCGCCAAGGUGAUUCAGUGUUUUGCCGAGACUGGACAGUUCCAGAAGAUUGUGCUGUACGCCAAGAAAGUGGGAUAUCAGCCGGACUAUGUUUACCUCCUGCGCAGCAUGAUGCGUACGAAUCCUGAGCAUGGUGCUUCGUUCGCUCAGAUGUUGAUCCAAGAUGAUGAGCCGUUGGCUGAAAUGGGUCAAAUAGUUGACGUGUUCAUGGAGUCCAACAUGAUCCAGCCAUGCACGGCAUUCUUGCUUGACGCUCUGAAGAAUAAUCGGCCGUCCGAAGGAGCGCUGCAAACGCGACUAUUGGAAUUAUUAGAUCACCGACGGGGCGUUGUGGUGCAGAUUGCGACCAAGUAUCACGACCAGCUCGGCACGCAGGCACUUAUUGACAUGUUUGAGUCAUUCAAGAGCUAUGAGGGAUUGUUCUACUUCCUUGGAGCCAUUGUUAACUUCAGUCAGGAGCCGGAGGUUCACUUCAAGUACAUUCAGGCCGCCUGCAAGACUGGGCAGAUUAAAGAAGUAGAGCGAAUCUGCCGUGAGAGCAACUGUUACAGUCCAGAACGCGUGAAGAAUUUUUUGAAGGAGGCUAAGCUUACGGAUCAAUUGCCGUUGAUCAUUGUGUGCGACCGAUUUGACUUCGUGCACGACCUUGUCCUGUACCUGUACCGUAAUAAUCUGCAAAAGUACAUCGAAAUCUAUGUGCAGAAGGUGAACCCAGCACGACUGCCAAUUGUGGUGGGAGGGUUGCUGGAUGUCGACUGUAGCGAGGAUGUCAUAAAGGGUCUUAUGGCUGUAGUGCGAGGCCAGUUUUCGACGGACGAACUUGUUGAAGAGGUGGAGAAGCGAAAUAGACUGAAGCUGUUGCUGCCGUGGCUCGAAGCACGCGUGCAUGAUGGCUGUGCUGAGCCAGCUACGCAUAACGCGCUUGCGAAGAUCUACAUCGAUGCAAAUAAUAAUCCGGAGCGGUUUUUGCGGGAGAACACGCACUACGAUUCCCGUGUGGUGGGUAAGUACUGCGAGAAGCGAGACCCGCAUUUGGCGUGCCUGGCCUAUGAGCGGGGCCAGUGUGACAAGGAGCUGAUGAGAGUUUGCAACGAAAACUCCCUCUUCAAGACUCUGGCUCGUUACUUGGUGCGAAGGCGGGAGCCGGAGCUCUGGCUUCAUGUUUUGGCAGAGACAAAUGAGUUUCGACGCCCAUUGAUUGAUCAGGCGGAUCGCACACGCGUGAUGGAUUAUGUGAAUCGGCUGGAUAACUACGAUGCACCAGACAUUGCAAACAUUGCCAUCCAGUCCGAGCUUUUCGAAGAAGCUUUCGCCAUAUUCCGCAAGUUUGAAGUGAAUGCAAGCGCAAUACAGGUGCUGAUUGAGCACGUGAAAAAUCUUGACCGAGCGUACGAGUUUGCCGAACGGUGCAACGAACCGGACGUGUGGUCACAGCUGGCUCGCGCCCAGUUGGAGCAGGACAUGGUGAAGGAAGCCAUUGACUCUUACAUCAAGGCGGAUGACCCGUCAGCCUUCAUGCAAGUUGUGGAUACCGCCCACCGUACCGGACACUGGGAAGACCUGGUGCGGUACUUGCUGAUGGCUCAAAAGAAAGCCCGAGAGGCCUACGUGGAGUCAGAAUUGAUGUACGCCUACGCGAGGACUGGCAGGUUGGCGGAGCUGGAAGACUUUGUCGCUGGACCGAACCACGCAGAUGUGGGCCGUAUUGGAGAUCGUUGCUUUGAUGCAGGCAUGUACGACGCGGCCAAAUUACUUUACAACAAUGUGUCCAACUUUGCCCGCUUGGCCAUCACGCUUGUCCACCUUAAGGAGUUCCAGGGUGCCGUUGACUCAGCACGCAAGGCCAAUUCGACGCGCACUUGGAAGCAAGUUUGCUUUGCAUGCGUUGAUGCUGGGGAGUUCCGUCUGGCGCAGAUGUGCGGGUUACACAUCGUUGUGCAUGCUGACGAGCUUGAGGACCUCAUCGGCUUCUAUCAAGACCGAGGUCAUUUUGAGGAGCUCAUCAGCCUCCUGGAAGCCGCGGACCCUGAUCUCGCACGAGUGUACCCGUACAAGUGUCUCGAACGACCAGGGCUCAGUUGUAAGGAUUCCAUUAGUCUUGACACGGGAGUGUUGCGCGCAGCUGAGCAAGCUCACUUGUGGGCAGAGCUGGUGUUCCUGUAUGACAAGUAUGAAGAGUACGAUAAUGCGGUGAACACGAUGAUGCAGCAUCCAACAGUCGCUUGGCGCGAGAGCCACUUCAAAGAUAUAAUGACGCGCGUGGCGAAUGUGGAGCUUUACUACAAGGCCAUCAAUUUCUACGUUGAGCAUAAGCCACUUGUGCUUAAUGACCUGUUGCUCGUUUUGUCGCCGAGGUUGGAUCACACUCGGGCCGUGACCCAGUUUGCAAGGGCCAACCAGCUCCAGUUGGUGAAGCCGUACUUGCGCGGCGUGCAGAGCCUGAACAACAAGGCUAUCAACGAGGCCCUCAACAAUUUGUUGAUAGAUGAGGAAGAUUAUCAGGGGCUCAAAACAAGCAUAGACGCUUUCGACAACUUUGACAACAUUGCAUUGGCGCAAAGGCUUGAACGUCAUGACUUGGUGGCGUUCCGUCGUAUUGCUGCCUACCUGUACAAGGGCAACAACCGAUGGGCGCAAAGUGUGGAGCUGUGCAAAAAGGACGAGCUGUACAAGGACGCGAUGGAAUAUGCAGCCGAGUCGAAGAAGCCGCAGGUGGCUGAAGACUUGCUAGCCUACUUCUUGGAACGAGGAAAUCGUGAUUGUUUCGCUGCCUGCCUCUACCAUUGCUACGACCUCCUCUCACCCGACUUGAUCCUUGAGCUAGCGUGGCGUCACUCGAUCAUGGAUUUUGCCAUGCCUUACUUCAUUCAAACUCUGCGGGAGUAUAAGACGAAGUUGGAUAAGCUGGAGGAAGCAGAACAGCGCCGCAUUGAGGAAGGGCCGACGAUGGACGAGAAACCGAUCUUGAUGGGCGAGCCGCAGUUGAUGCUGACGGCGGGACCGAUGGCUCUGGGGGGCGGAGGCUAUUCGCAGAAUCCGGCUGGUGGCGCUGCACCAUACCUGAAUGCUUAUGGCGCUCCGCCAAACAUGAAUGCUAUGGGUGGUGGCUACGCGGGAACAAGCGGCGUCUACGGCAUGUAGAGUGUGCCUUUGUUUCCGCGUCUUUUGCUACAUCUCCGGGGGCAUCAACCAGGGCACAUAUUUACUCCGCGUCCGUGUCAUUAUUUGGCCGGUUUAAUCUCAUCGCAUAUUUUUCCUGUUUUUUUGUUCUACUUAUUCUGAUGGCUGACUUCGCAUGUAUUGUUUCUCCGGAAAUUUGUUUCAUUUCUCGGUCAAUUACUGAUGGAUUGAACAAACAUUCCAGCUGUGCCCAAGGACUAUUUUUGGCCCCGGAUCUAGAUGUUUCGCGCUACUCCAUCCCAUUGUUCGCUAUUUAUUGCGUGUUGUGCCGGUGAUGGAGAACCUCGCUCAUUCCGAUUGCCGAUUAUGCCUAACUGCAAGUAAACAUGAUGCAGAUUUUGCUUGGGCAGCAGAAAUCGAAGAAAAACUUUCCUCUUGCCAGUUGCAGAGGCACCGCGAACAUGUUAGUAGAGAUGAGCGCCUAGUGUGACAAAUUGUGCCGUGUGCGAAAAUUCAUUAAGCCCCUCGAUGCGGUGCAGCUUCAGUGAUUUAGUUAGCCGUGACUGCAAUCGGAAGAAGUGACAAGACUCGAGUAUCUGGUGGUACGUGCGCUGCGGGGAUCCAAGUGCAUAUGAAUAUACACUUAUGGAAAUAUAUUGUAUGGAGAUGAGAAGUGAAAAAGGUUCAACUUGUUUGGGAUUUUAGUCUGGCAUAAUUUAUUUGGUUCCUGUGUUUUUUUUUGUUUUUUUUCUUCCCGCAUUGUGUUUCAGUGUUCUGUUAUGGGGAAAAGAAUUUAUGGAAUUUCGAAUCUGGAUGGAGCAAGCGUUGGAUGAAAAUAAAAGGAAUUGUUUUUAAGGGGUUUUCCAGGAAUACACUGGCAAUGCAAUUACAAAAGAUACUUAAUAUUGAAAAAGUAA
Notodromas monacha is the source of this 5601-nucleotide messenger RNA. The record is from the annotation of a GenBank genome assembly. Lineage: Eukaryota; Metazoa; Arthropoda; Ostracoda; Podocopida; Cyprididae.